AUGGGAUGUACGGUGUCCACGAAACCGGAUCUAUAUUCACAAAAUGGCGAUGCUGACCCAUACAAAAAGAAGAAGGUUGCACCUGUAGAUAGCCGACUUCCUUUGACGGCAAGACAGAAAUUUCAAAUUACCAAAUCAUGGAAAGGAAUUGCGCGGAAUAUGGAGAACACUGGAAAAUCUAUGUUUAUGAGACUUUUCCAAAGCAACAUUGAGCUUAAGAAUAUGUUUACAGGUUUUGAAGAAUUCGACGAUCUGGAAGAUAUGCGCGAGAGCCAGCAAUUGGAGAACCAUGCCUCUCUUGUCAUGUAUACGAUAGACGAAGCGAUCGCGUCGAUUGACGAUAUCGACUUUGUUGUCGAACUUCUUGGAAAAAUAGGUAGAACCCACACAAGAACAGAUUUCAAUCCGCAGUUAUUUUGGAGAAUAGAGCAGCCAUUUUUGUCUGCAGUGAAAGAGACAUUAGAAGACCGAUACACUAAAAAUAUUGAGGAAAUCUACAAGAUUACGUUUCGUUUUAUUGUGGAUGCACUUAUUGAUGGAGUGGUCGCCGGAGUUAAUGAAAGAAAGGCAGAGGCGGAGGCAGAAGCAGAAGCGAAAGCUGAAGCUGAGGAUGAACAAGACAAUGAGAUGAUGAAAAAGACAAUGCAUAAUGGAGACAAAGAAGACAAUUGCAUAGAAAGUAGCAAACAAAAAGACAUCACAGUAAUAGCUAGUACAAAACAAAGGUGAACAUGGAAGUGAUACGGCG
Molecule: messenger RNA, 748 nt
Organism: Saccoglossus kowalevskii
Lineage: Eukaryota; Metazoa; Hemichordata; Enteropneusta; Harrimaniidae
Product: neuroglobin-like
Molecular function (GO): heme binding; oxygen binding
Source: RefSeq, a predicted model, not a curated record